GGCAGAGAAUGUAUUUCCUAACGCACACGGUCCCCCAGUUCAGUCACACAUUAAAAAAAAAAGAUGGCUGAAAAAGCCCUUUAUUGUACAGAAAACUGUGAACUGUACAGUACAUACACACAAAUUGACUGCGCAGCCCGACCCGCGGUGUCCGAAAUUACAAACCAUUUUAUUUUUCAGAAGGGACGAUAGUCGAAUCUCUGGAUAGAUUCCAGCGUUUGCUCAGCGUUAAACCAGACGCGGCAGAAUCCCGCCUCCUAGAGCUAAACGAACAUAAAUCUGUUCUUUCCACAGAAAAAGAACGCGUGAGAGCAACUCUCCUCCUAUCGGAUAUUCUUGAUAAAACUAUUGGAAGUUUUUUAUUUUAUUUCCACCAGAUCUUCAGUAGAAAAAAAAGAUUCAAUCGCUGUUUUGGAAUAGGUAACUGUGCCAAAAGAACGCUGACAACAGAGUCUUCCAAUUAGUGCGUUUCUCCCGGCCGCUGUCGCAAGACGGUCCGAUAAAACACAAGUGAUGGAGUCUCCUGUCAGCACCGAGCCGUCUCCUGGGAAAACUCCCCUGGUCUCCUUGACCUUCGAGAAAGACCCAGACCGCAAGAGGAAGUUCCUGGAGGCUGAUCCCAAAAUCUUGGGGGUUGCUCAGAUCAUGCUCAGUUUAUUCAACAUCGGAAUGUCUACCAUCGGGUGUUUGACUGUCCAGCACAAUUGCAAGGUGGAACUGGCAUCCAUUUUCGUUAGCCUUUGCACAAUUGCAGCUGGGAGCAUAUCGAUUUCUGCCCAAGACCUCCAUCUGCCAAAGCUCAAAGCCUGCCUGGCUCUGCAGAUCAUCGGCGGCGCUCUCCUCGUCGUCGUGUGGCCCCUGCACCUGGGCACCAUAAACGUCGUCUAUUCGUACAAGUUGUGCUGGACCGAGAGCAACAUGACAGAAGCCAGAACCACCUUGUGCGACAGCUUCCAGGCGGUGUACGGACGCAUCAGUGCCGAGGGGGAGCUGGUGCAGGUGGCGCUCAUAGCCGUGUGCAUGACUCUGGCCGUCUACAGCGGCAAGGCCAUCCAGUGCUGCGGCCAGGGAUCCCGCAUGCCAGUGAUCACGGUGAACAGCCCACCACCGCCCAGCCAGAGCAGCGAGGAGGUUUGGCAAGAGGCUGGCCAGUGACUCCCCCUCCUACAGCUCCACAUGCCGCACAGCAGCUCCGAGGCCCCAUUCCCACUGACCUGCUCUUCCCCUCACAGUGUCUUCCUGUAAUCAGCUCUCCUGUCAACGAACCUCUGUGAAAUAAGUGUCUCUCUAACAACAUUGAUGCACUAACAGGUUUAUUACUCUAAGAGCUCCAGAGCUCUGUAUUACUCAGUAGCUGCCUUAGUCUGAGGUAUACUAUAAAUAUGUUAUAAAUAUCCCACAUGACUAGGCUUCAACCAACAGGACUGGGCUUGAAGCAGAAAGAUUUUCCUGUGGCUACUUA
Molecule: messenger RNA, 1462 nt
Organism: Lepisosteus oculatus (spotted gar)
Lineage: Eukaryota; Metazoa; Chordata; Actinopteri; Semionotiformes; Lepisosteidae
Source: RefSeq, a predicted model, not a curated record